GAGAGAGCGCUUGCGGCUGAGCUCAGGAGGUAAAGAGCAGAGUUAAAUACCUCAGGAUCAGGGCAGCAUGGCGCUAGGGACAGCUACAUGCUGAAAGCAACAACAAAAGGUGACCUCUGCUACCUAAUGCACAAUAAAGACAAAAAUGAGCUUCUGGAUACAGCUUGGGCUCCUCCUUUGGAAGAAUUUCACCUAUCGGAAAAGGCAAAUUGUUCAGCUGGUUAUUGAGAUUCUGUGGCCUCUUUUCCUCUUCUUUAUAUUAGUCUCAGUGCGUCAGUCCCAUCCAUCAUUUGAGCAGAAUGAAUGUCACUUUCCAAACCAUGCAUUACCAUCAGCAGGGACGCUGCCAUGGAUACAGGGAAUCAUCUGUAAUAUUAAAAAUCCUUGCUUCCAGCAUGCUACCCCAGGAGAAACGCCAGGAAAUGUGGGGAAUUUCAAUCAAUCCAUUCUUUCACGUUUGCUGUCUGAUGCUCAGAAGGUGCUACUUCAAGCUAAUCAGGACCACAUUCUACAAAGCUUCAAUCAACUUCUCAGAGCAUUGAAAAAGCUCAAUGAAGACAGCCUUCCAUUGUCUGGUCUGCCAAUCAAAGAAUAUCUGCAGAAGAAUCAGACCCUAUCUGAGUUUUUCCUGAACAAUGCAUCACUUCCCACAGAGGUGAUCGAUGAUUUAAUGGCAGCAAAAUUAAAUCUCAAUCAGAUAUCCCUUGCUGGUUCAAGGGAAAGUUUUAAAGAGAUUGCUUGCAACGUAUCUCAUCUCUCCAGUUUCUUGGCUACAAAGAAUAAGAAGGCAUUCAACCGUUUACAGAAGAAUCUAUGUGCCUUACCAGAGAGAACACUGCAAAAAGCAACAACUAUUUUCCUUUCUGAGGUCAACUUCUCCAAACUCUUGGCGGAGAGGAUUACGUUUAGUGCUGGGAAUGCACUUGAUGCAUCUAAUGCCCUUAACAGUUUUAUACACAGAGUGGGAUCUCUUGUGCAGCAGUUUUCCAAUAUGACCAGCUUUUCUGAAUUCCGGGAUGCAAUUCAGUGGUUAACUAGUCCAAACGCUACCAGAUCACCAACGAUGAUGUUUCAAACAAUAUCAAAGAUUGUUUGCGGGCAUUCGGAUGGAGGUGGCCUGCAGAUACCUUUCCUGAACUGGUAUGAAGAUGAUAACUACAAGGCUUUCUUUGGCAGGAAUAGCACAGAUGAGAAAAUCAUCACUUUUAGCAAUUUAACAUCACCUCACUGUAAUGAUCUACUUAAGACUCUUGAAUCUUACUCUUCGAUUAUGUGGAAAAGUAUCAAGCCAUUAUUUGUAGGGAAGAUACUGUACAGCCCAGAUACUCCAGCUACACUGAAGAUAAUGAAAGAGGUGAACAGAACAUUUGAGGAUCUAAGCUUGUUGCAAGAGGUACAAGGAGCAUGGAAUGAAGCUGGACCCCAGAUCUGGAAGUUUAUGGAAAGUAGUCAGGAAAUCCAACUCCUGCAAAAAAUGCUGAGGAACCCUGCUAUCGCUACCCUUAUUGAUCUACAACUUAAUUCUACCUCUUGGACUGCAAAAAGUAUUGCCAACUUUCUGUCGAGCCAAACUCAAGAGAGUGAGAAUUCCAUUUACACCUGGAAACAAGCUUAUGAAGAAUUAGAUCAAGUGGUCAAAUCUUUCUCCCAGGUCUUUGAGUGCAUAUCUCUGAAUAAACUAGAAGCUGUUCCGACUGAAGAAAAAUUAGUAGUCCGGGCAUUGCAGCUUCUGGAGGAGAGACAGUUCUGGGCUGGAGUUGUGUUUUUGGUUGAUGAGCCGACAGGUGAUGAGUUUCCCACCCUUCAGCCCCACAUCAAAUACAAGAUCAGGAUGGACAUUGAUUAUGUCGCUCCAACCCACAAAAUCAAGGAUAGGUUUUGGGACCCAGGACCUGAAGCACUCACAAUUCGGGACCUGCAGUACAUCUGGGGAGGAUUUGUUUACAUCCAGGAUUUGGUGGAACAGGCAAUUAUUCGAGUACAGACCAAUGAACACAAGAGGACUGGACUUUAUUUACAACAGAUGCCAUAUCCAUGCUACGUAGAUGAUGGCUUCUUGCGAGUUUUGAAUCGUUCGUUGCCCCUCUUCAUGAUCCUGUCUUGGAUUUACUCAGUAGCAAUGAUAGUCAAGAGGCUGGUUCAUGAGAAGGAGGCCCGACUAAAGGAAACAAUGAAGAUGAUGGGACUGUCUAAUGGAAUUUUGUGGGUCAGCUGGUUCAUCAGUAGCUUCAUCCCUUUCCUCAUCAGUGCUGCUUUUCUCACGUUAAUCCUGAAGAAAGGAGAGAUUCUCCCAUACAGCAACCCCUCUGUUAUAUUUGUAUUCCUUGCAACCUUUGCUGUUUCUACCAUCAUGCUGUGUUUCCUGAUCAGCACGUUCUUCUCUGGUGCAAACCUUGCAGCCGCUUGCGGUGGAAUCAUUUACUUCUCCCUCUACCUCCCAUUUGUCCUGUGUGUGGCAUGGAGGAACUCGGUCACUUUCCCACUUCAAAUAUUUGUGAGUCUGUUAUCUCCAGUUGCGUUUGGUUUUGGAUGUGAAUAUUUCUCUCUCUAUGAGGAGCAAGGAAUUGGUAUCCAGUGGUUUAACCUUGUCUCCAGCCCUGUAGAGGGUGAUGCAUACAAUUUUACUAUUUCUAUCAUCCUCAUGUUGUUUGAUGCUCUCCUCUAUGGCCUUGCAGCAUGGUAUAUUGAAGCAGUGUUUCCAGGUCAAUACGGAUUUCCCAAACCCUGGUAUUUUCCUGUCCUCAGGAGUUAUUGGUGUGGAGAGUUCUAUUGUAAUGAGGAUUUGUUCGAAUUCCCUGAUAACCGCAGCACCAAUAAAGUCCAUCUGGAGCAGGAACCAACUCACCUCAAGUUGGGGGUGUCCAUCCAGAACCUAGUGAAAGUUUACGGAAAUGGGAAGAAAGUGGCUGUAAAUGGACUUAGCGUUAAUUUCUAUGAGGGGCAAAUCACCUCAUUCUUGGGGCAUAAUGGAGCUGGAAAAACAACUACCAUGUCUAUCCUGACUGGAUUGUUCCCACCCACCUCUGGGACAGCAUAUAUUCUGGGCAGAAAUAUCUUCACAGAGAUGGAUACGAUCAGAAAGUCACUAGGGAUGUGUCCACAGCAUAAUGUACUUUUUGACAUAUUGACUGUGGAGGAGCACAUCUGGUUUUAUGGAAGGCUGAAGGGGCUGACUGAGGAGGAGGUAAAUGAAGAAAUGAAGUUGAUGAUCGAUGAUGUGGAUUUGGUGCACAAACGUCGAGAACAAACAAAAAAUCUCUCGGGUGGCAUGCAACGAAAGCUUUCAGUCGCUAUAGCGUUUGUUGGUGGGUCAAAGGUUGUUAUUUUAGAUGAACCAACUGCUGGUGUUGACCCUUAUUCCCGCCGAGGAAUAUGGGAGCUCUUACUUAAAUAUAGAAAAGGCCGCACCAUAAUAUUAUCAACCCAUUACAUGGAUGAGGCGGACCUCCUCGGGGAUAGAAUUGCCAUUAUCUCCCAUGGAAAGCUCUGCUGCUGUGGCUCUUCACUGUUCCUUAAAAAUCAUUUAGGAACUGGCUAUUACCUGACUUUAGUGAAAAAAGAAAAUGACAAGACAACGCCAGCCAGCUCCAGCAGCACCACCAUUGGUCUGAGGAAGUAUCAGCUUUCCAGAAUACCCCAUUCAGAGGAUGAUCUCGUGUUAAGUAUGUAUGAGUACAAGUUAGAGUUCUUGUGGUGCAGUGAAUGUGUCCCUACCUCUGAGCCUGGAUGUCCUAGGUUUAAGCCUCGUUUGCUGCAGAGCUGCGUCAUAGCAGACGUGAACAUGUUAAUUAAAAAUAUCUAUGGAAAUGUUCCCAUUAAAAGAGUCAGAUGUUCAAGGUCCAGUGAGCACACACUGCAGCCAGUUAGUGAGGAAGGGGAUUUUGAACUACCUGACACAGAACCUGAACCCAAGGAGACCGACUUUAUGCAAUGUAUGGAAGGCAGAGGUUCAUACCAAUUACGUGGCUGGCAGCUCACCCGACAACAGUUCCAUUCCUUGUUCAUCAAGCGCUUCCUGUAUGCCCGCCGAAGUCGUAGAGGACUUUUUGCUCAGAUUGUGCUACCUGCAUUGUUUGUGUUUAUUGCUCUGUUCUUCAGUAUGAUUGUGCCUCCAUUUGGGAAAUAUCCACCAUUAGAACUGAGUCCCUGGAUGUAUGGAGAACAGUACACUUUCAUCAGUGAUGACUUUCCAGAGGAUCCUACCACUCGCGAUCUGAUCAGUGCACUCCUCAGUGACCCUGGAUUUGGCACCAAGUGUAUGGAAAGUGGAACAAAUGAAAGUAUGCAGUGCCAAGAAGGUGGAACUGAUUGGAUAAUUCCCCAAGUUUCAGAAUCAGCCCUGAAGAUCUUCCGCAGUGGUAACUGGACUAUGCAAAAUCCAUCCCCUGCGUGUCAGUGCAGCUCAAAGAAGACCCAGAGGAUGUUGCCUUUAUGUGGAGAAGGAGCAGGAGGACUCCCGCCCCCUCAGUUGCAGCGAAAUACUGGGGACAUUCUUCAGAAUCUAACUGGCAGGAAUGUAUCGGACUACCUCGUGAAAACCUACCCCCAGAUCAUUAGUAAAAGUCUGAAAACUAAGAAGUGGGUGAACGAGUUCAGGUAUGGAGGAUUCUCAUUGGGAGCACGAAGUUCCCAGGUUUUACCUUCGCUGAACGAAGUUAAUAUCUCCAUUAUUGAGAUCAGGUCACGAUUGAAUGUCACAAAGGAUAGUUCUAUGGACCGACUGCUUGGAAACAUUGGAAACUUUAUCGAGGGGCUGAACACAAAUAAUAAUGUGAAAGUCUGGUUCAACAAUAAAGGCUGUCAUGCCAUGGUGAGUUUUGUGAAUGUUAUGAGCAAUGCAGUGCUGAGAGCAAAUCUUCCACCAGGAAAAGAUCCCAGAAUGUUUGGGAUUACUGCAUACAAUCACCCACUGAACCUGACCAAAGAACAGUUCACUGAAGUCGCACUGAUAGGUAUCUCUGUUAACUUGCUCGUCUCCAUUUGUGUCAUCUUUGCCAUGUCCUUUGUGCCAGCCAGCUUUGUUCUCUUCCUCAUUGAAGAACGUGUCAGCAAAGCCAAGCACCUUCAGUUUGUUAGUGGUGUGAAACCUGGCAUUUAUUGGCUUGCUAAUUUUGCAUGGGAUAUGUGUAAUUACGCAGUGUCAGCAACACUGGUAGUCGUUAUCUUCAUCUGCUUUCAACAAAAGUCGUAUGUAUCUGCCCCCAAUUUACCAGCACUGAUCCUCCUGCUGUUCCUUUAUGGCUGGUCCAUCACUCCCCUCAUGUAUCCAGCAUCCUUUUUGUUCAGUAUCCCCAGUUCUGCCUAUGUGGUGCUAACCUGUGUAAAUCUGUUCAUCGGUAUCAAUGGCAGCGUGGCCACGUUUGUCCUCGAGCUCUUCCGUGACAAGAAAUUGGAUGAGGUCAAUCAAAUCCUGAAAAAAGUUUUCCUUAUUUUCCCACAUUUCUGCCUGGGCCGAGGCAUGAUCGACAUGGUGAAGAAUCAAGCUAUGGCAGAUGCAUACGAGAGGAUUGGGGAGAAGAUAUUCACAUCUCCACUCUCCUGGGACCUGGUGGGAAAGAACCUGUUUGCCAUGGCUGUCCAGGGAGUCAUCUUCUUUCUAUUCACAAUCCUACUGCAGUACAAAUUCUUCUUCAAAAUGAGAUCUCUGUCUUUAAAACUUCCACCAUUGGAAACAGAAGAUGAGGAUGUAGCUAGAGAGAGGCAAAGGGUUACAUAUGGUGGAAGUGAUGGUGACAUUCUAGUCAUCAAGGAUCUCACCAAGGUUUACAGAAGGAAAAAGAAACCAGCUGUGGACCGACUAUGUGUGGGAAUUCCUCCUGGAGAGUGUUUUGGACUUCUGGGGAUCAAUGGAGCUGGGAAAACAUCCACAUUUAAGAUGCUUACAGGUGACACAGACGUCAGCAGCGGUGAAGCCUUCCUUGAUGGAUAUAGCAUUCUAUCUAACAUCCAGGAUGUGCAUCAGAACAUGGGAUACUGCCCUCAGUUUGAUGCUGUGAACAAACUGUUGACGGGUCGGGAACAUGUAGAAUUCUACUCACGGCUACGUGGCAUUCCUGAGCACGAGGUUGCUAAGGUCACUGAAUGGGCUGUGAAGAAAUUAGGACUCUCACGCUAUGCAGACAGACCUUCUGGGACGUAUAGCGGAGGCAACAAGCGGAAAUUGUCAACUGCCAUUGCACUGAUUGGAUGCCCACCAGUCAUCUUUCUGGAUGAACCUACGACGGGAAUGGAUCCCAAGGCCAGGCGCUUUCUCUGGAAUUGCAUCCUGAGUGUGAUCAGAGAAGGGAGAUCAGUGGUACUCACCUCACACAGCAUGGAGGAAUGUGAGGCACUGUGCACGAGGAUGGCCAUCAUGGUGAAUGGGCGAUUCCGCUGUCUUGGCAGUGUGCAGCACCUGAAGAGCAGGUUUGGAGACGGUUACACCAUCAUCCUGAGGAUGGACAGUACCACGCUGGAUUCAUCUAAUGUUGAGGAAUUCAUGGUGUCCACAUUCCCAGGCUGCGUGUUGAAGGAAAAGCACCACAGCAUGUUGCAACAUCAGAUACCAACGGGGUGCUGCUCCCUGGCCAAAAUCUUCAGUGCCCUCAUGACCAACAAAGAAAAACUGAAGAUUGAAGACUAUUCAGUGUCUCAAACUACAUUAGAUCAAGUAUUUGUCAAUUUUGCCAAGGACCAAAGUGAAGACUACUAUUUGAAGGACAUUUUCACACAUGGACCCCAAUACCAGGAUACAGUAAAGCGCAUCACAAAUUUUUUAGCAGACGAAAACAUGAGGGAGAGUUCAGUAUGAUCAGGGUAUAAGCAAAUCCACUUGCUAUCUGCAAUGCAAAUAACAGAUUCCAAAUGCAACAAGUUCAAGGGUGUUCCAGGACUGAACCAUCUGUCACUGGAUGAUCAACAACCGAUUCCUCAACUGCAGACCUACCUUCCCUGCCCCUAUUUCAAGUUACCAUUAAUUACCUUCUGAAAAAGAAACUUCUAUUCCUAACCUUAAAUCUUUCUGGAUUUGUAUGAACAAUGGUUGAAACGUACAAACUGUUAUAUUUAUACAGUUUCUUCAUAUCUUUUAGUUCAUUUUGAAUUUUUUUAGCUCUUGCAGCUGAAGUGUUUACAUUGCAGUUUUGUCUGGAAUUUUUUGAAACAGAAAAAAAAUGAAAAAAAAUCUCAUGUUGAUACAUUGCAGUAAACUUCCACCCCUCCACUCCUAAUGGUUUUGCCCUGCCAGAGUGAGCCAUGGUAUUUUGCUUUUUUGAUGAUAAAGGGAUGUUAUACUGCUAGAUGUGGAGGGAGAGUGAGAAAUGCAAGGAUUAAAAGCUUUUUUUUAAUGUGCACUGGAUAAGGUAUGGGCUAAUAAAAUUAAGAUAGGAUCAGAUUGCCCCAUUACACUGGAGGUAUUUGAGAUUUUCUCCAUUCCUUACCUAAACUGCUAUAAGAUGGAAUAUUGCUAUCAGUCUUAGCUACAUGAUACCCUCGAUGACCUUUGACAUCACUGUCCCAAAAUCUGGAUUUUGUUCAGUUUUGUGUGCAUCUAAUUUUCAUGUACUCAGUGUAAAUGAACAAGGGUAGUUUUCACACUGAAUAGAACGUAACCACAGUUCUCUCACCUCUGACUCUGAGAAGGCUGUAGGUUUGUGUCCCAAUUCAGGGACUUUCAGUUCACACAGGCUUGCAGUUCUUGCUGUUCGAAAAUAAAAUAUUCCAAUUUUUAAAGCAAUAAACAAAUAAAUUAUAUCUCUUAAAUUAAUAAAGCACCUUUUUGAAAAGAAAAUCACUGUUUACAGUACAUGCCUGAUAUAUAAGCACUGCCUGACCAGUGCAAUUCUGACCACCAGGCAUGUGUCUUAUACAUAUGUUUAAAAUCACUAUCUUGCACCCAUUCUAGCAUUGUUGCUGGGUGCGCAUAUUUCAUUCUGAGUCCAGAUAUUUAUUUGAUCUCUGGGAUUUACUUGCAGGAUCUAAGUUGAUUUAAUUUAAAAAUAAUUGCAGGAGUAUUUCCAGCAUGGUUUUCUGCACCUUGGAGCUUCCCGUAAUCAACGAACUGUGACGUUGUCAGGGCACAGACAGAAAGUGCCUCCUCUCUCUCAGUGAAUGAAGAUCCUUGAUACACAACUCUUGUUAACAUUUUCCUUAUCACCUAGGUGGACUGGGUUCCCACCCCUCAGUGGGCAGUGCAUUAUUAAUGAAAUAUCAAAUCAAAUCCUCACUCUGAUGUUUAAAGUCCAAUGCUGACUGCAGAGCCAUUUUCUAAAUAUAUGCAUAAAACAAAACAAUCAAAUGGAGCUGCAGUGGACAGUUAGCCAUUGGUCACAGUCAGCUGUAUAGAUUAUUCUAUCUUGCUGUCAACAUUAAUAUGGACUUUAAAGAUAAAUGGAAGUUUAGUCAGUUAUGGGAAGUUUCCUUUCUGUUACACAUCAAU
Rhincodon typus (whale shark) is the source of this 8416-nucleotide messenger RNA. It is a transcript of the gene abca7, whose product is annotated as ATP-binding cassette, sub-family A (ABC1), member 7. Gene Ontology annotation, cellular component: membrane; intracellular membrane-bounded organelle. The record is from RefSeq and is a predicted model, not a curated record. NCBI's taxonomy places the organism in Eukaryota, Metazoa, Chordata, Chondrichthyes, Orectolobiformes, Rhincodontidae. Bases 146 to 6790 code for a protein of 2214 amino acids. The transcript has 48 exons. Gene Ontology annotation, biological process: transmembrane transport; lipid transport. Gene Ontology annotation, molecular function: ATP binding; ABC-type transporter activity; ATP hydrolysis activity.